This is a messenger RNA of Fragaria vesca subsp. vesca, 1516 nucleotides long. RefSeq lists its product as uncharacterized. Gene Ontology annotation, cellular component: membrane. The record is from RefSeq and is a predicted model, not a curated record. Lineage: Eukaryota; Viridiplantae; Streptophyta; Magnoliopsida; Rosales; Rosaceae. Gene Ontology annotation, molecular function: glycosyltransferase activity. The transcript is spliced from 2 exons. Bases 77 to 1315 code for a protein of 412 amino acids.
AAACACGUCGAUCCCAAAGCUUCUGAUUUUAAGAUUAAGAACCCUGUUGUUUAUGGUGUCAUAAAGCUAACCCGAAAUGAAGGCUCAGAAUCAAAACCCUUCGAAGUUCUUCACGAAGCAAAUCAAUGUCCAAGUCCUCUCUUAUUUCCUCAUCUUUGGUGGUGGUUUAGUCCUUGGAAUCGUACUUGGCUCCUUUUAUCUGAAGGACUCUUCCUUUAGUCUUCAAAUAGCCGAAAUGUCAUUCUCUUCUUCUCCUUCUUCUUCUGCUUCAUCUCCAUCCGAUAAUGCAAAUAUUUCACAUAUGCUAGUUAGUCCAAAUGACACAGUCACUAUGUCUAACAUAACCGAAGUUCAUAUAGGAGCAUUAGAGGAAUUCCUAAAACCGCCUAAGGUUUGGCACGACAUGGAUGAUGAGGAAUUGCUCUGGAGAGCUUCCAUGGCCCCUCGGAUACUCCAAUAUCCAUUCAAGCGAGUUCCGAAAGUUGCUUUCAUGUUCUUGACAAGAGGGCCUAUUCAUUUGGCACCAUUGUGGGAGAAGUUCUUCCAAGGGCAUCAAGGCUUAUACUCGAUCUAUAUCCACUCAGAUAUGUAUUACAAUGAAUCCUCUCACCCGGAAAGUCCAAUUUUUCGUGGCAGACGAAUCCCAAGUCAGAGAGUAGAUUGGGGACGAGUGAACUUGAUUGAAGCCGAGAGCCGCCUAAUAGCGAAUGCUCUUCUCGACGUCUCAAACCAACGUUUUGUUCUGCUUUCGGAAGCAUGCAUCCCCCUCUUCAACUUCUCCACUGUGUACUCCUACCUCAUAAACACCCACCAGACUUUUGUUCAAGUCUAUGAUGAUCCAAGCGGAGUUGGGCGUGGCCGAUAUAAUGAAAGCUACUACCCUCAAAUCACAUUGGACCAGUGGAGGAAAGGGUCGCAGUGGGUUGAAAUAGAUAGAGACAUUGCCAUUGAAGUUGUUUCAGAUCAAAAAUACUACACAACUUUCCAGAAACUAUGCAGAGGCUAUUGCUUUGCAGAUGAGCAUUACUUGCCAACAUUUAUGAACAUAAGAUUUCCAACAAAGAACUCAAAUAGGAGUGUGACCUGGGUUGAUUGGUCUACGGGCGGACCUCAUCCUGUCGAGUAUGAGAGCACAGAUGUCACGGUUGAGCUUCUGAAUAAGCUGAGGCAUGGCUCCUGGUGUGAAUACAAUGGAAGGGGCACAAAUGUUUGUUUCUUGUUCGCGCGAAAAUUCCCGCUAAGUUCUUUGGAUACCCUGCUGAAGAUUGCACCACAGGUAAUGCAGUUUAACACAGACAUUGAUAAGGAGUACUAGUUUCGUUAGAUUGGAUAUAUUGAUCAAGUCUAGAAUACAGAACGAAAAUGGUCAUUCAGUGCAACUUGUAGCAUUAGCUCUUUUGUGAUGUUCUUUUAUUUAUUUAUUUAUUUUUUUCCCAUGGGUGAUUGGAAACCCAAGUGAUAGUGAAAUUCCGGCUAAUUAGAUGCAGGAAACGGCAAUACCAGCUCAACUUUACAU